AUGAACACGGAUCAUAUCCUACCCAAAAACCGCAGCAGCAUUGCAGCAGUUACGAGUCUACUAGCGGAGUCAAACUUCCUCCGGUGGUUUCAGUUUACCGAGAUGAAUUCUAAUGACAUUGCGAUUGGGCGCGAAUUCUUUGCGGGGUAUCGGUUCUUUAUAGGCCGACCAAGCGAUUCUUCUGACAAGAGCUCCUCGUCAUCUAAGGUCUCCAAAAAUCUGGAUGACUUCACGAUACAUGUUGUCGAUCCUACAAAAAAGAAUGGGGUUGUUGACACCGAGCCUUUUGAACCGGUGGGUAUUGAAACGAACAAAUCCACGCAGAUUACUCCGUAG
Molecule: messenger RNA, 336 nt
Organism: Penicillium subrubescens
Lineage: Eukaryota; Fungi; Ascomycota; Eurotiomycetes; Eurotiales; Aspergillaceae
Exons: 1
Coding region: 1-336 (111 amino acids)
Source: RefSeq, a predicted model, not a curated record